Messenger RNA from Talaromyces atroroseus, 1497 nucleotides. RefSeq lists its product as hypothetical. Gene Ontology annotation, molecular function: oxidoreductase activity, acting on paired donors, with incorporation or reduction of molecular oxygen; iron ion binding; monooxygenase activity. The coding region runs from base 1 to 1497 and encodes 498 amino acids. The transcript is spliced from 4 exons. The record is from RefSeq and is a predicted model, not a curated record. NCBI's taxonomy places the organism in Eukaryota, Fungi, Ascomycota, Eurotiomycetes, Eurotiales, Trichocomaceae.
AUGUCGGGUGGACUAGUUCUAUACGCACUCAGCGCAGCUUUCGCAGCCUGGAUUCUGUUCUUCGUCUACCGACAACUAGCAUCUCCUCUGCGUCACAUACCGGGUCCCUUCUGGACACGUUUCACUCGGGCAUGGUAUCUGUACCGGCUAUCGCAGGGCCAUUUUGAGAAGGAAAAUAUCGAUCUUCAUAACGAGUUUGGCUCCAUUGUCCGCAUCGCUCCCGGCUGGUAUAGUUGCAGCGGUACCGAAGCCAUCAAGAAGAUCUAUGGGCUCGGGUCCAAGUUUACCAAGUCGGAUUGGCUAUUUGCAGGCCUCUACUCGCUUACUUCGUUAAUGAGCUAUGAGCCAUUUGUGAAUCGCUGUAUUGACCUAUUCGUUGAUCGAUUGUCUGAGUUUUCGCAAACGAAUGAAGAGAUUGAUCUCGGACACUGGAUGCAGUGCUAUGCAUUUGACGUUAUUGGAUGCAUCACUUUCGGGGAGAGAUUAGGGUUCUUAGACAGUGGCGAAGACAUUGAAGGCGUAAUCCGCGCGGUUGAUUCGAUCCCUGGCUUUGCAUCAUUAUCAGGAAUAUAUUCCGAAUGGCAUUCACUCUUAUACAAAAUCAACAGUUAUCUAACAACAUCUGGGGCCAGUGGACGCAAUUUUUUAGCGAGUUUUGCGAGAGAGAAGAUUACAAACCAUAAGCAACAGCAACAGAAAGACCUAGCAGAAAAAACGCAGGAACCAGAUGGCAUUGGCAGUACAAUCGUCAAUCAAGGCGAAGAUGGGACCACAUCGCGAGAGCCCUUCAUGACAAAGAUGAUUCGAGCGCAGCUCCAGAACCCAGAAAAGGUCUCGGAUUACCACUUGAUCAUGCUUGCACGUAGUAACAUGGGAGCCGGAUUUGACACGACAGCAAUCAGUCUUUCGUCUAUAAUCUACCAUCUGAUCAAGACCCCUCGUGUGGUACAAAAAUUACGAGCCGAGUUCGACGCGGCGAGAAAAGCCGGUAGACUCAGUGACCGCGUCACGUUCCACGAGAGUCAGGAUCUCCCUUACUUUCAGGCAGUUAUGAAAGAGGCCCUACGCAUGCAUUCUGCUACCGGGCUUCCACUGUGGCGUGUUGUCCCAGAAGGGGGAGUUGAGCUGAAUGGAGUGCAUUUCCCCGAAGGGACUAUCCUAGGCAUAAAUAGCUGGGUUUCGCAUUAUAAUAAAGACGUCUUCACAAACCCGACUGAGUUCUGUCCGGAGCGAUGGAUUGAGCAAGACGAGGCGAAGCUCAAGACUAUGAAUGAUAUGUAUAUGCCGUUUGGACUCGGUUCACGAACCUGCAUUGGACGGCACAUUUCGAUAUUGGAAAUGUCAAAAUUGAUUCCCGUACUUGUAGACAGGUUUGAUUUUGUCAUGGCUUCUUCUGCAUCUCCUUCCGGGGAGAGUAAAUGGGAGACUGAGAACUUCUGGUUCGUCAAACCCCGAAACUUCAGGGUGCGAGUAUAUCAAAAGGGGUUGAGAGAUUAA